Molecule: messenger RNA, 672 nt
Organism: Cryptococcus wingfieldii CBS 7118
Lineage: Eukaryota; Fungi; Basidiomycota; Tremellomycetes; Tremellales; Cryptococcaceae
Product: transcription initiation factor TFIIA large subunit
Exons: 6
Coding region: 1-672 (223 amino acids)
Biological process (GO): transcription initiation at RNA polymerase II promoter; transcription by RNA polymerase II
Cellular component (GO): transcription factor TFIIA complex
Source: RefSeq, a predicted model, not a curated record
AUGUGCCCUGAAACAUAUCGAGUUGUCAUUGACGAUGUUAUCUCGAGUGUCAAGGUGGAUUUCGAAGAGUAUGGAAUGGAAGAGGACGUCUUGCAGAAUCUCCAAGCCAAAUGGGAAGCCAAACUUCUAGAAACUCGUGUAGCGGAUUUCGCGCAAACAGGUGCCGACUCUCCCAACUUGCAACGCGCCAAAGCCGAACUCCACUCUCCACCCACAGGCCCAUCCCAUCACCAACCCGACAUGUAUCCCUUUUCUCGCCCAGGUGUACCGCAGCAAGGAGCAGGAGGGCCUGGGCCAAUGGCGAACAUCUAUAGAAAUGGAGGGGUUCAGCAGCAAGAGGUGAGGGUAAAGCCGGAGCCGAGGUAUGAUGGGGAGGAUGAUCCUUUACGGCUGAGAGGUGGCGCUGCCGAGGACGGGAAUAAACCAGAACCGAACGCAGCGGGUUUGCUGCCGGGUGACGACGUUAUAGAUUCAGACCUUGACGAUUCGGACGAUGAGAACAGGGGAGAUGCCGAGGCGGAGGAUGAGGAUGAUGUGGAUAUCGUGUUUUGCGUAUAUGACAAGGUGCAACGGGUUAAGAACAAGUGGAAGACGGUGUUCAAAGAUGGCAUGAUACAUCUGAAUGGCAAGGACUACCUGUUCGCCAAGUGUAAUGGCGAAUUCGAGUGGUAA